GCCCAGCCAAUCCUGUCAGAGAGCCACUACUGAGAGGGUCUUGCGUGGAACUAACGCGGUGCGGUGCAUAUGUUGAAGCCUACUUAUAUAACGUCGGGAUAUGAAAAAUGGGGCAUGAGAUAAUGAGGUUAUGAUUGAUGGUUCAGUUAGCAUGCGGGAGCUUUUUGGAUUACAAAAGCAGGCCUACAGCGGGGAGUUCGUUAUGUUUGUUCAUUGUGUUGAGUUGCAUGCAACAUCAAUAUUGUUUUGGGGGGGGCUUGAGGUCGGUCUUACAUAGAAAAAAGAAAAGAAAAAAAAAGAUUGCUCGUCGCCAAGGCCCAGUUCACACUCGUUGGCGACGAGUAAUUCUCGUUGAUUUGGGUAUUAAAACUGGCUUGGGCACGAUCACAGUAGAUCCAUCCAUCAAAGCCAUACACCGAGUAACCUAAAAGUAUGCUGUUUCUCAAUCUGCUCAAGUAAGAAUGACACAAAUGAAACCCCCGGAAAAAAAAAAGUCCCAAUAAAACACCAUAUCUUAGAAA
Aspergillus sclerotioniger CBS 115572 is the source of this 521-nucleotide messenger RNA. RefSeq lists its product as uncharacterized. NCBI's taxonomy places the organism in Eukaryota, Fungi, Ascomycota, Eurotiomycetes, Eurotiales, Aspergillaceae. The record is from RefSeq and is a predicted model, not a curated record. The transcript has a single exon. Bases 138 to 428 code for a protein of 96 amino acids.